Molecule: messenger RNA, 1140 nt
Organism: Hansenula anomala
Lineage: Eukaryota; Fungi; Ascomycota; Saccharomycetes; Phaffomycetales; Wickerhamomycetaceae
Gene: HSV2
Product: phosphatidylinositol-3,5-bisphosphate binding protein HSV2
Exons: 1
Coding region: 1-1140 (379 amino acids)
Biological process (GO): nucleophagy; protein localization to phagophore assembly site; protein lipidation
Cellular component (GO): cytosol; phagophore assembly site membrane; extrinsic component of membrane
Molecular function (GO): phosphatidylinositol-3,5-bisphosphate binding; phosphatidylinositol-3-phosphate binding; protein binding
Source: RefSeq, a predicted model, not a curated record
AUGAACAUAAGGAAGGCAAUCAACGAGCCUGACACCACUGGAUCCUCGAAGCUCUUGUGCGCUUCUUUCAAUCAAGAUCAAAGUUGUUUUGCUGUAGGGUAUGAGAAUGGAUUUAGGGUUUAUAAUACAGAUCCAAUGGAUUUGAAAGUUAAAAGAGAAUUAGGAUCAAAUGGCGGGAUCGGAUUGAUUAGAAUGCUGUAUCGUACAAACUAUUUAGCUUUGAUUGGAGGUGGGAAGAAUCCAAGAUUCCCUUUAAAUAAAGCCAUAAUAUGGGAUGAUUUAAAGACUAAAGAUGCAUUGAAUUUAAAUUUUUAUAGUCCAGUUUUGAAUAUUUUUUUGUCAAGAACUAGAAUCGUUGUGGUUUUGAAUAACAAGAUCUAUGUUCAUGGUUUCAAUUCACCACCUAAAAACAUUGCACAAUAUGAGACUUUUGAUAAUCCCUUAGGGAUAGCUGCCUUAUCACCAGGUGCUUAUCAAGAUCAAGCUUCAAAUUUACAAAUAUUAGCAUUCCCAGCAAGAGUCAUGGGACAAAUACAAAUCGUGGACAUUUCAUCAAGUGGACAAGAAAGAAAUUUAGUUUCAAUAAUUAAAGCUCAUAAAUCUAAAAUACGUUGUCUUGCAUUAAAUAAAGCAGGAACAAUGUUGGCAUCAGCUUCUGAAACGGGGACCAUAAUAAGAAUACAUUCUACUCAGACUUGUAGUCUGCUAUAUGAAUUCAGAAGAGGUCUUGAUCGUGCUAUUAUAUAUUCAAUGGAAUUUUCACAAAAUGGAACAAAAUUAGCUGUAUUAUCAGAUAAACAAACUUUGCAUGUUUUCAAUAUUACAAAUAAUCAACAACAAGUUAAUAAACACCAUUUGCUGAAGAAUUUGCCUGGGUUAUUGAGACCGAAUUAUUUCAACUCUACUUGGAGUUUUUGUUCUGUUCACUUAAAAGAUGAAGAAACUGAUAGUGAUCUUGAUGAUCGCGGUGUCUUAGGAUGGUCUAGUGAAAGUUCAAUUAUUAUAUUAUGGAAAAUGAAGGGCAAAUGGGAAAAAUAUGUUAUUGUUGAGAAAGAUGAAGUUAAUAGUGGUGGUGAAAGUUUCAAGAAAUUUGAAUUGGUUAGAGAAGGAUGGAGAAGUUUUGGAGAUUUAAAUGAAUGA